Diatraea saccharalis (sugarcane borer) is the source of this 3533-nucleotide messenger RNA. Lineage: Eukaryota; Metazoa; Arthropoda; Insecta; Lepidoptera; Crambidae. The record is from the annotation of a GenBank genome assembly.
CUGCCCAAGCCUAUUUCAUCCAAACGUCCCAAAAGUUCCAACAAUCAUCAUCCGUCUACUUAUCAUGUCGCCGCUGUCACCACAGCCCGUACGCUAUUAAAAACACGGCGGUGAUAACUGCCAUGCACAAAAUCAAGACUAAAUAGAUCUUGAAAUGCGGUGAUAGUCUAUGAAGCAAGACCAGAUUUAUUUUCAAUCAACAAAAUUUGACAAAACUCUCUUUGAGGAUAUCAAAUGAGCAAAACUAGUUUACGCACAACAUUUAACGACAUUUCGGACAUCGUACGGGCUAAAAAAUCUACCGCUUAUUCAUCUUUUGAAGCUUCUCUCCAGACUUACAAAUCUUGGUUGACUCCAAGACAGGUCGCUGAUAGUUCUAAGAAUCUUUAGAAUCGUUGUACAGAUAUUAUUUCCGAGAGUUUGUAAUUGACCGCCAGUAUGGCUAACGAAUCGGUUGAUGAGGUAACUAAGGGGUUGUCGGAGUUGACAUUACUGUCGUUUCGCAAAAUAGACGAUAUGAAACGUCUGGUGAGGCAUUUCGUCAAUGUUAUCAACCAUCCCUUAACGCAAGAGAACAAAAUCGUUACAAACUACCUGAAAAACUUGAAUGAAACGCACAAAAGGGUGUUCCUUCAAAAACGGGAAGGGGUUGAAGUAGAAUACAUAUUCACGACUGAAAAAAAGAGCGGAAUACAAAGACAACGCUUUAAUAGUCUCCCUGUGAGUGAAGUACCUGAAUUACUAAAAGCAGAGUUCUUAACUGCUGAAAAUGCUAAACAAGUUCAUAUCUGUAUCGACUGCAAUGUCGAAAUCGAAAUGAACGAUGAGGAGCCUUUGAUGGAGAGUCUUCAGAAACAUUUCAAUUUGGAUGUCCAUAUGCCGAAGAUGAAACGCGAAAGCGUUGAUGUCGCAGAGCCUAUCAUCUUACCGAAUAUGUCUAGAAGACUGUCCGCUAUGGAAUGUGGAGAAACUCCCGCUCAGAGUCUUGAACAGAUCAUACAUUUAGUUAAGCCAAUGGAGAAGUUGGAACGGGCCUUUUUAGCUAAACUAGAAGCAUCGUUGAUCAGGCAUCUUCCGGAUAACUCCGAAGCGAGCAUCGAUGCCGCCGUGAGAUUCUACCAAACUGCUUAUGAUAAAUUAUGCAAAGACGUUGCUUCCAUAGACUUCUCUACUCAAGCCAGUGCGGUAGCACCUAUUAUCAUGAGUAUUAAGGAUAAUGUUUAUCAAAAUUUCGCUGCUGAUGCUAACAAGAACAUCGAUGCCGAUGAAAACGAUCAGACGCAAGAGAAGCCUGUGAAGAAUCAGGUUAAGAAGUACCGUUACUACGGUCCCAUCGAAAAUUUCAUUCUCAAGUUGCUCGGCAAUCAUAAAUUGUUGUCUUUGGUAGAUGACAGAACCGGUAAACUUGCUUUCUUCUGCGUUGCAUGCGAAUAUUACACUCUAAGAUUCCGAUAUGACAGCGUUUUAAACCACGUGUUUAGCGAGACUCAUAUUCACAACUUAUCCUGUAUCUUGCAAGCUGAUAAGCUUAUAUCAUUCGUGAUGGAUGAACGAUCGGUAGAGAAGAUCAAGGAAUUGAAUCGCAAGUUUCUUUACGGGCACGAUAUUUUAGAAGACGCUAACGGGCUUAAGUGUGGCCUUUGUAAAGUUCCAAUAGAUUCGAUUGAAGCGACCACUGUCCAUAUUUUAGACGAGAAUCACUUGGCCCGCCUGUCCGAUAAGUUGUACAGGAGAAUGAGAGCCAACAACCCUGAAGGCUCCAUUCCCGACGAAUGGGGCCCAAAAGAUCUCGACUGGACUAAGUUCCUGGCUAGCGUUGGCAAACCGCAGAAUAAUAGAGACCAUAUAAUCAUCGAGAACUUCAUAAAACCGUCUGGAAAGAUCGCUAACUAUUGCACUUGCUGUGAUAUGACACUGAAAGGUCCCAGACAAGUUUUGUUCAAUCAUAUUAGGCAGAAGAAGCAUUUGAGAAAUGCCGCUCCGUUCAAAUUGGCUAUGCUAUACAAAAAUCAUUGCAGGCCCUCGGAAUAUUACGCGAGCUUCGGCAAUUUCUACGUUUGCACGUUAUGCCCGAAUUAUGUGGCCGUGCCAUCGUUCUCAGCGAUUGUUCAGCAUUUCGAAAGCGUAGAUCACAUCGAAACUCUCGCGAAAAUGAUCCGCUCAGCACUUUAUGCUGAAGCUGUCGACCAGGAGUUGUUAUCUGCCAACAAAAUCACAUCUGCCGACGUUUUUAAAUGUGAGAUAUGCAACAUCACUUUCCAGAAUAACUUUGACGUCGUCAACCACGUCUUAUCGAACAUCGAUCACCAAAAUUCUAUGGCGGAGGCGAAAGUGUUUGCGAAUAAGGGGGACAUUAUAAGCGUCUAUAUGCACGGCAACUAUAUCUUGCACAGCGAAGGUAAUACAUUCAACUGUGUUUCUUGCAAAGAGGUCUUCAAUUCUAUUCGAUCGUUGCUCGCUCAUUUGAUUUACGCUGAUCAUUUCGUUCAGAAACCUUCCUCGGAGUGCGUAUUCCGUUUCUACUUGGAGUUGAAACACAAUAUUAUUAUGUUGACUAGAAAUAAGUAUGUAUAUUAUGAUUUUGGAAAGUUGAAAUGUGGAAUUUGUGAUGCUGAUGUGCCUGAAGGGGAGAAUGCUAAGAAGCACGUUAUUUCCACUCGUCAUCGAGAAUUUAUGGGGGCCAGUUAUGUUAACAUGAACUUGGAUGCGUCUGCUGUAGAGUGAGGAAUGCUUGAACGUUGGCCGCUCCAAAGGGUUUGAAGAAACAGCAUUUAAAUUGACGUUCCACGAAUCAGUUUUUUUUUAUUUAUAUUUUGACACUCAUGGUUCUCAAACAUCACACAUCUUAUAAAUUAGUAACAUAGGUGGAUUUUUUUAAGGUUCUAUGUAGAUUCUCAAACAUAGAUUUUAAAGAAAUCCGCUAACAUACGAGUGUUGACUGAAUAAAUAAAAACUUAUUUGAAGCAUAAAGUUUCUGGGUGUAAGAAUGUGUUGUUUUUAGAUGAAAUAUUAAUUUGACUGUUUACUUGAGGUAUUUUAGAGUAGGAAAGACAUGUCUGCCUGUAAAAUCACACACACAAAACAUACAAACAGCUGUCUCUUCUCUAUGCUUAAAUGGAGGCGUGAUUUUCCUGCUCUGUGUAUAAUAAUAGCUCUAUGAUUCUACUGCAACGAAUAAUACCAUGUUUUAUUUGUUUUAGUCUGUGACUGUACUUUAGGUAUUUUUUUUUAUAAAUAAGUUUUAAUUCCAGAUUUGUUAAAAAUUUUGUAUUAUUUUCUAUGUCAUCCAAAGUAUUUUUUGACCAUAGGCGUGUAUUAUCUUUGUAUUUCUGAAUAACAACUUUACAUAAGAAAUAAGUUUUUUAAUCGAAUGUUCAAUUUACAUUUUUUUACAUAUAUUUUGAGAAUCACUGGACUUCUACAUAAAACUUGACUGUAUUUUUUUAUCUUGGUGCAAACUUUUGUUAACUUUAUUAUCCAGAAUGGCGGUCGAUCGUUAUACUAUGAAAUUUUAAUAAAUGAAUUAUUUUUUU